Molecule: messenger RNA, 2094 nt
Organism: Manis javanica (Malayan pangolin)
Lineage: Eukaryota; Metazoa; Chordata; Mammalia; Pholidota; Manidae
Source: RefSeq, a predicted model, not a curated record
AUGGCGGGCGCUUUUAGCAUGACCGUCACCAAGUCUGCCUCAGAGCAGUUCAGCACAGCCCUAGCAGGGCAGCCACCGAGUGUCCUGGAGGAAGCGAAACCAACACAGCUAUUUCCAGUGCUGCCAACAUGUGCCCAGAGAGCAUUAAAGAGAGAGGAUGGGCGCCAGAAGACCCAGCCCAGCCAGACCCUGAAAGUGGCAGAAGAGAUCUUCACCGUGUUUGACUCUGAUGGAAACAGCACUGUCACCCGCCAGGAGCCACAGGAGGCGCUGACCCUGCUCACCGAUAGCAUCCCGGACAAACUCAAAUUCCUCUUCCGGGUGUACAGUGUCGGCUUCUGUAAGGAGGAAGGGCCCUCGGGGGCUGGGAUGGACUCGGUGCGGAGUGAGGCAGGCCCCUGCUCCGCCUCCUGCCCACCUGGGACACGCAGCGGCACGAAUGACGGGGAUGAGCUGCUCCCCGGGUGGUGGUGCCUGCGUGCCAGCACCAUCCCGCUGCCCCGCGACAAGCUGGACCGGCUCACGCUGGCGCGCUUUCAGUCGGCCAGCGAGGGCGCCUUCGCCUUCGACGGGCUCCGGGACGAGCUGCAGCACUUCCACGGGGUCACGGAGAACCUAACCAGCAGCGCUGGGUACCGGCUGGCGCCCCCUGCCGCCCGACCGCGCUCGCGCCGUGCUCGCCCUCUGACCGCAGCCUAUCCGCACAACCACCGCAGGCAGCUGCUCUGCCGGGCCACCUACGCCGGCCUCCACGUGCUGCUCUUGGCGCUUCGGCCAGCGCGCACCAGAGACCGCGGCCCCAGCGUCAUGGUGGCCAGGGGCUGCGGCCAAUGCCUCAGUUUUGGCCGCAGCUUCAUCGUGCAGAUGCUCAGGUCCUGCCUCAUGUGGCUGUGGGCCAUGUGGCUGGCUCAGGUGCUGCUGCUCCACCAGAACAUCCAGUUCCACCAGUUCAUGGGCUGCACGGUGGUCAGGCCCUCCCUGCACAGGGUGGCCCAUGUUGUGAACUUUGCAUUCCCGGCUCAGUCCGAGGCCAGCCUCCAUGUCUGGGAUCUGCUGCUCACCACCAGGCCUGGCACUGGCUAGGCCCACGGCUCUGCCUCCCCAACCUGUGUGGCGCUGCUACUCCUCACGUCUGUCUGCUCCAGCUCCUGCAUCCACAGAAGAGGCCACUUUGAGGUGCCUGGCCAUCAUACCAUCUGGCUGCACAUUUGGUUCCAAGGCCAGUACAACAGGCUGUAUGAGUCCUUGAAGGCAUCAGUCUGUGGUUCUGGCUCCAAGAGGUGGUUGAGGAGCUUGAAGAUGGGAAGAAGCCAGAGGAGGACCCAGUCCACGCUGGUCUUUGAGAUGUCCUCUGAGAACCACCAAAUCAGCAACAUCAGGUGCCGCAUCGAUGGCCCGCAUGGAACCCUCACCCACAGGAUCUUUGCCUCGGAGCAUGCCGUGUGCACUGGGGCAGGCUUCAGCGUCACCCCCUUGAUUCCAUCCUGCGGAGCAUCAGUUCUCUGGGGACCUGAGAAGUCUCAUACUCCCUCCCAGUUCAAACCCCUCAUCCUGUGUCCCCUCAGGCACCAGAAAACAAAGCACAUUUGCCCCAGAUGCCAGCACAGCCGGGUGGAGGGUGUCCAGGACAAAGACAUGAAGCGCCACCAGGUGGACUUCAUCUGGAUCAACUGAGACUUGCGGUCUUUCUAGUAGUUUCUGAGCCUCCUGACCGAACUGGAGGUGGAGCAGGCCGAGGAGACCCAGGGGAUAGGAUGGGGUGGCUUCCUGGAGCUACAUAUGUACAUGACCUCCGCACUGGGCAGGAAUGACAUGAAGGCCAACCUCCUGGCCAGGAAGGAAAGGAAAGACUCCAUCCCAGGCCUCCAGACACACACCCAGCCUGGGUGGCCUGACGGGAGCCUGCAGGGGCCAGCAUUCCAGGAAGUGACCACAGAGAAGAAGGGCAAGGCACAGGUUUUCUUCUGUGGCUCCCCAGCUCUGGCCAAGGUGCUCAAGGGCCAUUGUGAGCACUUCAGCUUCAAAAUUUUUCAAGAGAACUUCUGUCCCCACCUCUCCAAGCUCUUCCCAGACCCAUAUCGCCAGCCAGCUUGA